UACAUAAAGGGUGGCUGCUAUUUUAGAGAUUUAACACCAUAAAUUGAAUCAAUGAAAACAAUAAGACGAGUGCUUCUUUUGACUAAAUUGGCAUUGGAAAUGAGAAUAAAGUGCAUGCAUGGGCCUUCUUCUAAGUUCUAAAUAAGAGACGCGGGCAAAUUAUCUCACAACAUAAAAAAUAAUUAGAGUGAGGAAAAGUACGUACUACCAAAGCUAUAGCAUUUAUUUACAAUUGACUAACAAGAAAACAAUUGCAGAAAAGUGAUUAUACGCGUUGACAAUUUUCACCAAAUUUCUAAUAAACCACAUUUGUUAAAUCAAAAGAAAACUACAACAAACAGUUGUCAGCUACGAAGUUUAGAGACUAAAUAACAUGAGAGGAGAGUGGUUAAAACAAAUCUAUCGAAAGAGACCACCCUUGCUAAAACAAGGGUUCAUUUAGAAGAAAAAACUGAGUGUUGGGUGUUGGUCCUCCUAAAAGUGAUAAAGAAAAGAAAUUGAGGGUUGAUUGGUAGUUGGUAGUAGCAAUAGGAACACAGGAAGAAUAGAGCUUGGUUGCUGCUACCUGCUAAAGCUAUAGCGGAUGGAAAUUGGUGUGAAUAGGAUAUGGCUUGUUUUAAUGGAUCGGAAAAUCGAUAGUGUAAGAAAGUAAAAAAUGCAUAUUUAGAUGAUUUAUUAAUACAAUGUGUGUUAGUUAUGUCUACGGAUAGAAAUUAUUAGUUUUAGUAUUCUUGAGAAGAUACAUAUUACAGAGAUUGUGAAGGUACAUGUAACACCUAUCUCCAAAAGGCUCGGCCCUAUGACUUUGAAGUCGAUGACAAAUAAUAAGUUUUCGAGCCAUAACAACAUGACUCCAAAUGAGUAACCCCUCAUAUUACAUUGGAUAUUGAAAAAUAAUGAUUGAGGCGACAAGCUAUCUAUCAGUAGGAAUGACAAUUAUAUGUAUCUCGCAACUGUCGAACCCUCCUUGUUCCAUUUAACAUGGAAAUUUUCAUCCUUUUAUCAAUAUAUAGAGAACAAGUAUGUUAAUUUGUGACUUGUUUAAGGGAAGGAAGAAAAAUGCACGACAUCAAUGUCCAAUAAGAGGGUUCAUGUUGAAGACUCAAACCUCAUAGAGUACGAAUUCUCAGCUAACAGUUUUUUGCUCGUCUUUUCGUUUCACAAUUCUACCUCGUUUAGCUCCAUCAAAAUUCAAAACAGUGAGAUCGCAUAUUUGUUAUGUGCUAUGAAUCGGCAUCCGUCAUCAACGAUUAUUGUGAGAUAUCUAAAAAAAAAUUAUAUCACGAAAAAUAAUAAGCGAGUCGUCUACAAAAUAUAAUAGUUUGUCUCUGACAAGCAACCUUUCGAUCAUGUUCAUGUCCUAAGAUUAUAUGACCACUAGUUAGUGUAAUGCAAAGGUCAAACAUGUCACAUGUCCUUCUACACCAUGCUGUCCGACCGACCGGUGUAGAUAUUUACAGGCAGCAUCUCAAUAUUAUCUCAUUCAUUCUGGGGCCGGUCAAUAGUCACUACUACUCACGUUCCUCUGCUUUAGGUUUUGCCAGCCAUGGCUUUCCCCUGUCAAGGUAAAACCUACUUUGUUGUCGGACAUAACGUUUAACAUCUGGGAGAUUCCAUAUAUGAUUCUCAGGCUGGAUUAUUUAUGAUCUUGUUGUAUACUCUAAAUGGGAUUUGCCUUGAAUUACGCAAAACAGAGAGGGCAAGUUGCUAAAUUUCUUACCAAACGUACACCACCGAUCUUUCCUUUCCUUCUCGUCCCAUUACCAAACUACGCAGCUUCUAAAACAGAGGAAUAGAUUGCGCCACUUUGAAUAGCGUCAAGAAAAGGGGAGCGAACCUUCUAAAACAGAGCAGGAGCAUGAAACCAUCUGCCCGUUUAAUAAAGGUAAUAAAAUAUCCUCAAGAAUUCAACGGUAAAGAGAAAAGAAGAAAGGAAACUGAAGCAUCCAUAAAGCAACACGAAACCCUCCAUCUCGAGUGCAAUGGUUUCCCUACACGUAUACCAGACAAACCCCCCCUCAAAUCAUCAAUUCUAUAUAGAAUAGAGAAACCCCAAUGUUCAGUUCAAUCAUCAAUUCUCCAUCAAUCAGUAUUUCUAACAAAUAUAUAGAGAAACCCCAAUGUUUGUACCGCUACUAAUUCCUAAUCAUAAUCAAUCCAUCAUAUGAGAAGAUUAAGGAGUCUAGUAAUUCAGCAUGUCAAACCUAAGAGAAAGAUAAAAUGAUUGUUGUACUGUAAAUUCAAACAUAUGCUAAAAUUCUCACCUAUUAUUAGAUUCGUGAUCAAACAUUUGUGACUGGAAAUACGAACACAACAUAAUUCUCCCUGAAUUUUACACCAUCCAACUCAUUUCAAUCCGAACUUUCUGAUUGAACCAGAAUCAAAGAUCAGCAAAUAGUGAUGUAUGAUAUAUUUGCCUGUAAAAAUUUGUCAUCUCAGUCGGUCUCAUGACAACCGUGAGUCAGCUCAUAUGAAAUAACAAUACAAAUAACUAUCACAUUCACCACCUUGAAAACAACUUGCCCUCUCCCUUUCUGUGAAUUGUCAUUACAACUUUACAAGAUCCAUCCUCCCGCAAAAGCUUGUCCCCAAAAGAACCGGAAAUUCGCCUCCCAUUGUUUUGUAAUUUUCCCCAACCAACACACAGCAACACCACCAAUUCCCUCUCCUCUCCUCUCCUCUCCUCAGACGCAAAAAUCCAAAUCGCCUCCACCACUACCCACCACCGUCUUCAAUUCAAAAUCCCCUCCACGCCCUACUACACUAUGUACUAUAUAUUCACUCUCCCCUCAAAUCCACCAUUGAUUUGAACCAACCCAAACUCAACCCACACCUCCCCCCAACAAUAAAUCGCCGCCGCCAUGGCCUUCUCAAUCCGCCACUCUGUUUCCCUUCCCCUCUUCAUCUUCCUAAUUUCCCUUCUACCCGAACACUACUGUCUCGCCUCGAAGCCGCCUCGCCAGAUUUUCGCCCUGAAAACAGAGACCCACCAGCGGAUUCCCAAUUCCAGGCUCUUCAAGACCCUCGCCGCGGGUUCCAAGUCCGACAAGAUGCUCUUCCACCACAACGUCUCCCUCACCGUCUCCCUCACCGUCGGGUCGCCGCCGCAGGCCGUGACGAUGGUGCUCGACACGGGUAGCGAGCUUUCCUGGCUCCAUUGCAAGAAAACCCCCGGAUUGAAUUCCACAUUCGAUCCGCUCGCUUCCAAAUCGUACGCCAAAGUCCCCUGCGCCUCGCCCACUUGCCGGACCCGGACCCGGGACCUGUCCAUACCCGUCUCCUGCGACCCGGCCAAGAUCUGCCACGUCACCGUCUCCUACGCCGACGCCACCUCGAUCGAGGGCAGCCUCGCCUACGAGACGUUCCGGAUCGGGUCGAUGACCCGACCCGCUACCCUGUUCGGGUGCAUGGACUCCGGGUUCAGCUCCAACUCCGAGGAGGACGCGAAAUCGACGGGGCUGAUGGGGAUGAACCGCGGCUCGCUCUCCUUCAUCAACCAGAUGGGCUACCCGAAAUUCUCCUACUGCAUCUCCAGCCUCGGCUCCUCCGGCGUGCUGCUCCUCGGCGGCGACGCUUCCUUCUCGUGGCUGAAGCCGCUCCGCUACACCCCGAUGGUGAAAAUCGACGACCCGCUGCCGUACUACGACCGGGUCGCGUACACCGUCCAGCUGGAGGGCAUAAAGGUAAACAACAAAACCCUGCCCGUACCGGAAUCGGUCUUCCAGCCGGACCACACGGGCGCUGGCCAGACCAUGGUCGACUCGGGUACCCAGUUCACUUUCCUGCUCGGCGAUGCCUACACAGCGCUGCGAACCGAGUUCCUCGCCCAAACCAAGGGGAUUCUCCGGGUCCUCGAUGACCCGAACUACGUGUUCCAAGGAGCCAUGGACUUGUGCUACCUGAUCGAGUCGACCCGGACGGUCCCCCCACCUGGCCUGCCCGGAGUCACGCUGAUGUUCCAAGGGGCCGAGAUGACCGUAUCGGGCGACAAGCUGCUGUACCGGGUGCCAGAACCGGCGGGGAAGGGGAGGGAUUCGGUGUGGUGCUUCACAUUCGGGAACUCCGAGCUGCUGGGGAUCGAAGCGUUCGUUAUCGGGCAUCACCAUCAGCAGAAUGUGUGGAUGGAGUACGAUCUGGCUGGGUCGAGGAUCGGUAUCGCGGAAGUCAGGUGUGACGACGCUGGUCGACAACUUGGGUUACAUGUUUAGUGAAGUUCGGACACGUUUUAGGCAGCACUGUAAAUUACUAAAAAUUUUCCUUGUUUUUUUUUUACGGUGGUAAGUAGAGGGUCCGGGUGAAUGGGCGGGGUGAAAUAUUUUUGUGGGGAGUAGAAGACACGUGGUUUUGUUGUCUAAUUAAUUGAAAGGGCUCGUCUCAGUGGUAUGGCCCGAUCAUUGAUCGGACAAUGGUGGGCUAUGUUGAGGAGUAAAUAUCGGAACAUGGUUUAUGGGUUGGGUUUCAUUUACACCUUACUUAUUAUUGUACAGUUGUACUGCGGAUUUCUGAAUAAACUUCAGCCUCACAAUGAAAAUGUCUCCUGCUUUACCAUUUUUUUUAACUCUAUAAACUAUAAUAUGAUUAUGGAAUUGUGUGCUUUAAAGCUUUUCUUGUACUUUGUUUUAUUCUUAGGGGUUAAACAAAUACGAAAGCAAGGAAUUUCCUUGGGUGCGGUUACGGUGCUAAUUGUACAAUAGUUAGCACCGUCCUAACUAAGGGAAAAACUACUACUAGUUUGAAUUAGUACUGAUUUUUCUUAGAUGUUGUAUUGAUUUUAUAAUAAUCCGUAGUGAUUUCGUUAUUUCUAAUAGCGUUUUUUGCUAGUUAUCACGGUGCUAACUGCUAUAAGGGUUAGCACUUAAUCCCAUCCCAAUUUCCUUUAUUCACACGUAUAGAAAAGGGCAUUAAAAAUGCCAGAGAAAAGGAAAAGGGAGGACAACCAUUCAUGAGGGGAAGGUAAUAGUUAGUUUAUUAGUUGGGUUUUCUGUUCUUGCGCGUUAUGAGACACGAACCAGCCGCUUGUUGUUGUACGUUCUGAAUGUCCGGGUCGGACUUUAAAAAUUGGCACAACUUUUGCCUUUCAAAAUAAUAUUAUAAAAAAAUAGUAUACAUAAUGAGUGUAGUAGAGAAUUUCAUUGGAUUUGGUGAGGCUUUUGAGCUUCGAGUAAAAGAAAUCAAAUAAAUUGUAUACAUUGUAGGUAGAUUGGAUUUGUAGAUUUAUGGAUUAAAUGUAUUGGUGAAUUUAUCGAUUCAAUCGUUUGGAUUGAUUGAUUGAUUGAUUCAUGAAUCUAAUGACAUGCAUUGAGAAAAUCGGAUCAUAAUAGAAUCAGACAAUUUGAUAGUGGACGAGAGCAGAGAUUGAGAAUUGUUACAUAAUAUUGACAUAUUGUAUGGAGAAGACAAAGUGAUUUAAAUCAGGCUGAAGAGAUGGCCUCGGAAUUUCUAAUGUGCUUAAUUCUCCUCGACGGCUCAAGAUAGAAUGCAUAACCAUUGUUUUCUUAAUCGACUCAUAUCUUCUUCGUUUUAACUCGAGUUUUUUUUUUGCACAUAUGGAACGAGUUCGUUGUGCUCUACAAAAUGAAAUUCAUUUCCAAUAUUUUUUAGGAAAAAAAUAAUUAAUUGUCUCUCGUUACCAACUGCAUUUCAUAUGCUCUUAUUUCAAUACGAGUCAAUAUCAUAUGAUAUAGACUUGUAAAAAAUGACUGAAUUUUUUUUUGUUCCAAAAAUAUAUCAAAGUGGAUAUCAUUUUGAAGAGCACAAUUAAUCUGAUCUAACUAUGCAAAAAAAAAUUAAAUUCCAAAUUAAAAUGAGUGAGAAAUCGUCUGUGAAAGAUUAAUAGGCAAAAUUAAAGGCUUUUCAUGAGAGAAAAGAGACGCUAAUGUGGCGAAUUCUGAUUAUGCAUGAUUAUUAAUCAAAGGUUAUGCACCUGAUCAGUUCCCCUCCUCCAUUACGUGACUUGAAUUAGAAACCGGAAAGGAAAAGAAGAAGUUGGGAACUCAGGGUCAGGGGAUGAGGGUGACCAUCGAUUGGUGGCAAUUAAUUAGGAUUAUAUAUUGAAAAGGUAAAUAAAAUUAUGGGGAGAUGAUUAAUUGAACUGAAGAGUGGUUUGUGGGGCUGUGGGUAGUGGAAUUGGGGUGGGUGGUUGAGGUGGCAACUGGCAUAGUGAAGGAUGGAUUCGUUGAUUUGGGUUGGGAAGGAAGUAUAUGGGCAGGAGGGGUGGAGUUUGUACUCGGGUCGGCUCUGACUUGUUCAUGGGUUAGACCAGAUCCGGUUCCAUAGGGGGGAACGGGUUGGGUAAGGCCUGCUUCAAAACGAGUCGGCCUGAAUCAGACCCUGUUGGAUGGAAUUGCCAGGCUUAAGAACAUUUGGAGUGCUUAUAAGAAUGGCAAUGGCUGUUCAGUGAGAAAACCAAAAUAGGAACAUAAACCGUAACGGAUAUUGUAUAUCUGUGUAAGAUGGGCAGAGGGUGUUUGAGUGGGGAGUGGGUGCCAGCCAGCCAGCCCAUAUGAAUAUCAGAAUAUGAUCAUUUGGCCUAGUGGGGGGAAGAGUGAAGACCAUACUGUUUGUUGGAUGCUUCACUGCUUGCUUGCUACCUAGCUGAUCAAUGUCGGAUAUCUCUCUUCAUUUUUUUAUGCUGUGCCAACAAGUCAAGCACAGAGAUCGCUGCAGUGGGAACUGGGAAAGAUUAGACUAGACUAGACUAGACUCGACUAGUAGUAUUAUACUAUACGCUGCUGGUAGGAAGGAGGAGUACGACUUCAGUCUGCUGCUGUGCUUUGCUUCAUAAUGAAUUUCAUAUUACUCUUGUUUUUUUAUAUAGGAAUAUUACUCUUAUUUGGUGUUUCUGUAUUUUAAUCAAUUUAAUGAAUUGAGCUUAAAAAGGAAGAAAAAAGAAAUAGAGGAUUCCCCUCCCGCUGUAAGACUAAUUAAUGUAGUUAAUAAUUAAUGACUGCGCCAUCCCGCAGCCAGGCUGGAAAUUGUUGUGCUCAGCAGCUGCCGUGUGGAAUCCCCACUUUCCCCAAUUUAUAACCCCUGCUGUCGCCUCACAUUUAAUUCCUUUAAAACCACGCUAAUUGAGAAAACAACUUCGGGCAAAAAGGAGAUACGACAAAUAUGUGUAUGGCCAGGUGGACUGGUUUUCAGAUCGUUAUAAUCUAACUAAUUUAUUUAUGUAAAAUACACUCACAAAUAGCAAACACAUAUAGUAUAUGAUACACCAAUAUGUCAAUUUAACAACAAGAAAAAUCAAAACGAUCUCUAAUAAUUUUUAUUCGACGAUAGGGGUUGCUAUUAUACACAAGGUGUAUAAAGUAGAGAGAAGAUAAUGUGCACAUCGUGCAGUGAAUAUAUAGGAAGGAGGAGCAGAGUCCUUACCAGCAUUUACCCUUGGGCCCAAUGUAUUGAAGGCGCUUAGUAUAGUAGCCAUCAUUAUUUGUGGCUCAAAUCUUUAAUCAUCAUAAAGAAUAACGAGCCUAAAUACUAAAUACAUUUUGAUAUAUGUACACAGUACACUUUAUUUAUCCGAACAAGAUAUUGGGAGUGGGCUGGGCUGGGCCGGGGACCUAGUAAGACCGUGUCGUCAUAAUUCUGAAUCGUCGGAAGCCCACGUGCGAUCCUAGCGCUCUAGGCCUAGGGUCUCCAAGUCAAAACUCAAAAGUCUACUACUUCCCUUCCAUCCCGCAAAUGUCAUCCUUGAUCCCACACUCGUGUGGUGCCAAAUUAAUAAAUAUACAAACAGAAAAGAACAUUGAAUCAAGCAAAAAGAAAAGACCGACCUCAAGAAAGAUAUUUUAUUAAUUAGUUGCAUGCCUCGUCGCAUUCGCGAUUCCGCCAUUGAUGACCUUCUUUCUCUCUUUUAUCGGCUCUUUCCUCUGUGGUGGCUUACAAUACAAGCCCACUAGUACCAUAGAUAAUCACAACGGUCCACACUCAAUCAGAAAAAUGUAAAUGGUCCACACAGCCAGACACAAGAUUGCCAGAAAACUGCUUUCGUAGUUGUCGUAACUCAAUUAUGUCAAUGAUCAAUGUGGGGAUAGGAUUUUCUGGCCCCUCACUCACUAAACCCCAUUCAGUUUUUAGAUUGAUAACAGAUUCGUUCAACUGCCUAGGAUGAAUGAUGUGGUUCCCAUUGCACGAUACGACUCAACGUUGUCCUGAAUCUUAAAAAAGGGGGAACACUAUGAUGGUUUUUGCAAAACUUUUUAACCAAUUGCUCGUAGUUUGGGUAAUCAAAAUCGAAAAAUAGU
Molecule: messenger RNA, 8243 nt
Organism: Linum trigynum
Lineage: Eukaryota; Viridiplantae; Streptophyta; Magnoliopsida; Malpighiales; Linaceae
Source: the annotation of a GenBank genome assembly